CAACUUUUAUUUUGAUUCAACAUUAUCGAAUUGGAUUUAAGGAGAACAAAUUGGGAAAAAAUUACUUUCCUCUAUUGUGGAUUUAUAUCAUUUCAAAUGUAAUUAACAUAUAUAUGAUUAAUAAAUUUUGUGGAAUAAUCAACUGUACAAAUUAACCUACACUACUAUAAAAUACUAUACUAUUACUAUACUAUACUAUACCACAGAAACAAUUUGUUUGUUAAAGAUUAUUUCAAGAAAUAAUAAAUUCAAUCAAGAAAAAGUCGAUGAAUACGUUGCCAGCAAAUAGAACAUUGAACACAUUCAAUGGUAAUAAUGCUAGACGUUCAAGUAUCUCAGCAAUACGUUAUGCUCGAUCGACAUCAUUGUAUUUUCCUAAUACAGAUACAGAUGAAGAAAGUCGUAGUCAAUUACUUACAAGUGAAUGUAUUGGAGAAACACGUAGAGCUGAAACAAUGAAUCGAUUAAAUCGUAUCGAUGUUAAAAGUGAAGGAUCUAGGAAUUUAACAAAUCCAUUAUUUGAUAGUAUGAGCAGUAUAGACCAACCAUGGUUACGUGGUUAUGGUCAAACUGUUGUGUUAUCUCCACCAAAAAUUAAUUUACCUAUUCAACAACAAAAUUCACACCAAUCACAACAACCAUCCUCCAUGGAACACGAUACCGCUAGUGCCAUUCAAGAUAUGCAACAUUCAAUACGCUUACCUACGCCUAGAAGUCCUAAUAUAAUGCAUGGAGGUUAUGGUGCCCUGCCACCUUUACAUUAUGGUACAUCGAUAAGAGAUGGUUACGCAAGCAGUAGUGGAGGUGUUGGAAUUGGGGCAGGAGGAAUUGGCAGUGGAAUUGGGAGUGGUAGGAAAAAAACCAAAAAGAAGUUAUCUUGUUUAUCUUGUCUACAUGGAACUAAUAAACUUGAAUCGUCAACAAAUUUCUAUUCAUCAUCUGAUGACUUAAACUUAAUAGAUGACCUAAAUAAAUCAGAUGGACAUGAAGUGAAUAAACAAGAACAACAACAAAAUCCAUAUAUUAUCUGUUUGUCGAUUGUCUUCGCUUUGAUGGACAUUCUUUUAUUGAUCGGGUUAACUUUACUGAUAUUCUUUUUCAACUGUUCUGCUGAUGGAUGGUUGUACACAGACCCUAGAAUUCGAUCGAUUUGUGUUACUUUAUGGGCUGAUUGGAUACCUUUGUAUCAAAGAAAGUUUCAAUGUCCUGAUAUACCACCCGGUUAUGCAGAUAAUAUUAUUAGUAGUAGCGGUGUUAGUAAUCUCGGUAAUAUUGGUGAGUCAAAUCUUAAUCUGAAACCUCUAUUGGAACGUAUGAAUAUGCUUAGUAAACAACAACAAACUGCUGUAUCAUCAUCGUCCUACCCUACAUUAACCACACCUAAUCCAUUAUCUCAACUAUCACAAUAUCAAUCAAAAUGGAAUAUUUAUGAUGUAAAAAGAAUUAAUCCAGAAUUUUGGGAUGGUGAUCUAGGAUUAAUGAUUCCACCGAAAUUAAUUAUUCCUUCUAUGGAACAACAAUUAUAUGGACCGAGAGAUACUGUUAAACAAUUAUAUGGUCGUAAUUAUCCAACUGAUAAACAAUUUAUACAAGGAAUUAAAAAUGAUCAUCAAUGGUUACAAUUUCCACAAUCACAAACUGAUCUUUAUCAUCAUAUGACAAUUAGUUCAAUUGUUACCUGUUCAAUAAUUAUACCGUUAAUACUAAUUUGUUUCUCAGAAAUCACUUUCUAUUUCUUCAACUGUUGUCAAACGUGCCUAACAAAAACUAAUUCAAAACUGUGGGGUACUAUGAAAUUUAUUGGUCAAAUUUAUCGUCUAUUCAUUACUUACAUUUUUGGCCUUCUUACAACAAUGCUUUUAGUCUGGUUAAUUAAAGUUUCUGUUGGACGUCUUCGACCAGAUUUCAUUCAAAUAUGUCGUCCAUCUGAAAAUGUUUGUCCUAAAUGGUAUAGAAUAAUACAAAAAACACGUCAAUCUACAGAUGAACGCAGUGCAAUUGAAUCAGAUCCACAACUAUUAGAUUUAAUUGUUGCACAAUUAGCUAAGCAAGGUAAAUAUUUAGUUACAGUAGCUACAACACCUUCUCCGGAAUCAUCAACUGGUCACUUAUCAGAUGGAUUAUUUACAAAUGCAGAUUGUAUGGAGAAUAAUAUUUUAAAACUUAAAGAGGCUAGAACGUCAUUUCCUUCACUGGGAGCAGCUGUUUCGAUGUAUGCAGCAAUUUUUGUGACAGUCUAUAUUACAGCAUUAAUGAAAAAUUUUCGAGAUGCCUGUCUUUGCAUUCCAUUCUUAUCAUUGCUUGGUGUUAGUCUAAUUGCUCUAAUCCUUGGUGUCAAUAGAGCGAUUUACAGAAAUAACUGGUUUGAAGAUAUUUUAGCCGGUUGGAUUAUCGGUAUUUGUAUAGCCGUAUACGUUUGUUUUAAAGUUUUAUACAAUCGUGACAAAUUGAAUGAUUUAACUAAUUAUGAUUUAAAUCGUCGUUUGCAUAGAAUUCAAACUUUAAUUCAAACUCAUCAUGAUUAUAAACAAUCUGAGUUAAAAAUGAUGAAAUAUUUGUGAUAUUCAUACAGUGUAUAAACAUAAAUUAUGAAAAUCUAAUCAAAUCAAUUCAUCACUGUUGAUUGAUCUUCUUUAGAAAAGUAUUCGUAAUCAUAGAUCAUUUCCCAUUCUUUUCCCUUACUAUAAUCAUGUAACAUCAUUCUAUUUUGAUGCCAAAUUGAUAUAUUAAAUUAAAAUCUAACUUAACUCAUAACAUAACGAAUAUCAAAAUUAAUAAAUAAUGUCGUACACAUACACAUGCACACACAUACGCACACAUACAUACACACAUACAUACAUACACCAGGUUCAAACGCGCAUUUGUCAAUUUUUCUCCGUUUUUUUCUUUAAUGUUUCGUUUUGUUUUUCUACUUCUCUUUUUUUAAAACUUUAUCUCUAGGCAAGUAUCAUUAGUGAUAACAACGAAAUAACUUUCAAAAGAAAAAAAUUCUAAUAAUAAAUAAAAAUAUUGAAAAGUUGAAUUAUAUCACACUUUUUAAAUGAGCCAAGUAACAAUAAUCAAUAAUUUAUUAUUACAUAGUUUCUAAGCCAACUUUUAGGUUUUAUUAAUAACCAGUUUUUUGUUGUUUUUUUUAUAAAAAAAGUAUGUUCCUGUUGAGUUUUCCUUUCUUUGUUUCUUUUCCUUCUUUUUUUUUGUUGUUGUUGAAGAAAAAGCAGUACAUAUUGCUAUGGUUUUAUUAUUAUUUUUUCUUUAAAUUAAUGAUGAUUCAGUUGUUUGGAAUCUUAUCUAGGAAUUAUUUAUAUUGUUGAUAAUCAUUUGAAUGACUACUUUUACAUUAUGUUUAAUGAUGAUAUGGGUAAAUUGUGAUUUUCAAUUAUAAUAAUAAAACAAAAUAAACAUUUAUUAUGAAAAUAUG
This is a messenger RNA of Schistosoma curassoni, 3418 nucleotides long. The record is from the annotation of a GenBank genome assembly. Lineage: Eukaryota; Metazoa; Platyhelminthes; Trematoda; Strigeidida; Schistosomatidae.